Molecule: messenger RNA, 3641 nt
Organism: Xyrauchen texanus (razorback sucker)
Lineage: Eukaryota; Metazoa; Chordata; Actinopteri; Cypriniformes; Catostomidae
Product: protein transport protein Sec24C
Exons: 21
Coding region: 240-2870 (876 amino acids)
Biological process (GO): intracellular protein transport; COPII-coated vesicle cargo loading; endoplasmic reticulum to Golgi vesicle-mediated transport
Cellular component (GO): endoplasmic reticulum exit site; COPII vesicle coat
Molecular function (GO): zinc ion binding; SNARE binding
Source: RefSeq, a predicted model, not a curated record
UGUUACCGUUUGAGCCGUGUGUGUUGCGCUCACAUGACGACAAUGAAUACGGUAUGUCCAGUACGGAAGACAUAGGGCGUUUUAAAACAUUCAAAUAUUUCAUUUAACACCUUUUGAGCUUUCCACCAUCUAAGAAGCAACGGAAAUGAAGAAUGAAGGCAUGUUUGUGAGCUAACGCGGUGACCGUUGAGAGAAACGCAGCAUGACACAUCGCAUGAGGGAGACUGAGUGGUUAUAGAAUGGAGGUUCCUGCUGUAAACACAAGCUAUCCACCACCACCACCACCACAGCCAUGGCCUGGACAGAGCCACACGACCUGGGCCAUGUCUCCAGCCAGAUGUCCACCACAUCCAUGUCACUACCCAAACCUGAACUCAAUUAAUUUGAGUGCAGCAGUGAGCGUGACCCCGAUGACCCGGCCUCAGUCGCUGUUUUGGGACCCCUCUCAACAGAGCAAUCAGGAUGCCCAUAAACCUGUUCCUGAGCUCUCAGAUAUGAACACUCAAGGGAUGCCACAGAAAAGCUACUCAUUACCAACGAGUCCAGUGUCAAAUUCUAAGUCAGAGUCUCGAUAUGGCCUUGAUCCUCAGCUUCUUCCCAGUGUAGUACAGGUGAUCAAAGAGGACCAGGCCCAAUGGGAAGGGAAAGUUUUUGUUUCAGAGUGCAUAUCCUCUGUUCCCCCUCUCUCCUCAACACAAUGCACCCUGGAGGACAGAGGGAACACCACAUCUCGUUUUGUCCGUUUUACUUCCUACAGCUUCCCUGUGGAGGCUCAGUCAGCUCAGAAGAGCCACCUCCCACUGGGUGCAAUCGUGUGUCCACUGGCCAGGCCUGAGAGAGGGGAAUGUGCUGUGUCAAUGUGCGAAGCAGGGGAAUGUGUAAAAGGCUGUGGGCACUGUGAGGCCUUCAUGAGCCCUGCUAUGAGCUGGCAGGACUGCGGGCAAAGAUUCUACUGUCCUUUCUGUGAUAGUCUCACUGAAGUGCCAUGGCAGACUUAUCAACCCACUAAUCAGGGCCGCCGUGUUGAUUGGGACAAAAAACCUGAGCUCAGUCGAGGAUCUUAUGAGAUCCUGGAGAAACAGACGUCUUCUAAACAGAACAAUGCUGCUGUGUUGCUGUUGGCAAUAGAUGUUUCUGCCAGUGCAAUGAGAACGGGGCAGCUAGACCACAUUUGCCAACAGAUUUGUUCACAGUUACAUGCUUUAAAUGGGGGGGGAAAAUCAGAUCUUCGAGUGGGUUUGAUGACCUAUGACAGCCGAAUCCAUCUUUAUAACCUAAGCCCAGCUCUGUCCCGCCCCCACAUGAUGGUCAUCACUGAUUGUGAGGAGCUAGAGCUUCCUGUAAUGGAGGGCUUACUGGUGCCACUGAAAGACUGCAGACACAUAGCUGGGAGAGUUCUACAGGAAAUUGCAUUUUUUAACCCUGAACCGGAAAACAAAUCCAGCUCUCAAGAGCUCCCCGUUUCUGCUACGCUGAAAAUUCUUCAGGCUGUAGGCUCUCCUGGCAAGUUACUGAUCUUCCAUUCCUCACCUCCUACUGAAGGCAUGAAUCAGAGGAGUUCCUCUGGAUUCUUCAGUUCUAGCAAAGUGAAGUCCAUCUUUCAAGGGCCGGACUCUUCUACCUCAUUGGCUAAAGAGUGUGUCAAUCAAGGCUGCUGCGUGCACAUGUUUAUGCUCUCUCAUCAAGAAGUAGGCGGAGCUUGGCCAGGGCACAUUCCCAACCUCACAGGGGGUGGCCUAAUCUGUUACAACAGUCUACAGUCAGAGAUAGAACAGGAGCGUUUCCGAGCUGAUCUGAGAAAAAGUGUAAAUAUGCAGAUGGCCUUCCAAGCUCAGCUCAAAGUCUUUGUUAGCAAAGAGAUGCGCGUAAGUGGUUGCUAUGGCGCCUUCAUCACCAGUCCUGACUCCAGCCGGGUUGCCUUGGCAGCACUUGAUUGGCACACAGCUAUGGCAUUUGAAUUUUCUCACAACAAAUCUCUAGAUGUAACAAAGGGUGUAGCAAUACAGUUUGUGCUGUCAUACAGUACAUUUUCCGGAGAGAACAGGACACGAAUACACACUGUUUCACUGCCAUGCUCCCAUCAGCUGCUGGACACCUUCAGAAGCAGCCAGGCUGAGACGCUUCUCACAUUCUACUGCAAGAAAAUAUAUUCCUCAGUGUUGGAGAGUCCACUGCAGUCCCUGCGUGAGGAGUUACAGAUGGAGGUUACUGAGAUGUUAGCGUGCUUCAGGAAACACAGCUGCACUACCUCUGCGUCCCCAGGACAGCUGGUGUUGCCUCAGUUUCUGAAAGCCUUACCUGUCUACAUUAACAGUCUGCGCAAGAGUGAGGUGCUGCUGCCUGGGCUGCGUAGCUCUGUACAUCAACGUCUACAACUGCGUAGCCUUAUUGUCUCCAUGGACACACUGAGCACUGCUUCUCAGUUCUACCCACUUAUUCUGCCUCUGCCUGUCUCUGCUGAAAAUGCCAACAUGUCACCAGUAGGAGAAGCUGUGCGCUGUACUGUCUCUAGUCUGGAUCCAGGGGGUCUGUAUCUGAUCUACUGCCCACUGGCACUGCUCCUAUGGGUGGGCAGCUGUGUGCCUCCUCACACCCUUCUCCAGCUUUUUAACACCAACUCCUUUUCCAGUCUCACAUCUGGCGAGCUUCCUGUGCUUGAGAACUCCCUCUCCAUCAGCACCAGAGCUCUCAUAUGCUCUCUGCAGUCCACAGCAGCUGCUACUCUCCAGCUAAAGUUGGUGCGGGAGGGUGACAGCUGUGAGGAGUCUGUGCAACGCCUCCUUGUGGAGGACAAGAGCCCCAACGGUGGAGCCUCAUACGCUGACUUCCUUUAUCACCUUCAUGUUAAUGCAUUGCGUCUAAUUGUUUAACUGUCUCUUUUCGUACACCAGGCUAUCUAAUUUGGCUCUUGAAUAUUUGUAAAGCACUUUUCCAAUGGGUGCUUUCCAUCAACGUUUAUCUUUUGUCUCACUGUGUCAGUUGGUGUUAUACUUGGGGAUAGUCCACCAAAAAUUUGAUUUCUUAAUUUUCUCAACCACAUGAAAUUUCAACCCUGAAUGUGACAGCCUCAGCCAUUAUUUAAUUUCAUUGUAUUUUUUUCUCCAUAGAAUUAAACUAAAGUUACUUGAUUUUGAACAUAUUUUUGCUUUAUUUUUUUUUUUUUGCUGAAUACUAAAAUGUGUCGUUUUAAUUUUCAAGGGCUCAACAUGACUGAAUACUGUUUGUACUCCCUUCAAAUACUCGUUAAUAAUUCUGUAUUUGCUGUGUGUGUGUGUGUGUGUGUGUGUGUGUGUGUGUGUGUGUGUGUGUGUGUGUGUGUGUGUGUGUGUAUGUGGUUCUGGUUAAUUUAAUAUUUGCUCUUGACUCAUGAAUUUUGCACUCUGAAUUGACUUAAUUAACUGAGUAUUAGAGUUGAGUAAGAGUGUGCAUGUUAAUAUUUUAAGCAAUAAUAUAUUUAUUGAAUUUUUUUGUCAUAUUACAUCUCAAUAUUUAAUGUCUCGAUAAGAGUGCUGAUAUUUUGAUUGGGCCAUAAGCAUGUGAAUAUGUUUUAAAAUAAAUGAUUUAUCUAACAUUUAUUUUGUAUGAAGAAGAUACUUUCCCCUAUGAAUCAUGGAAAUACUAUAAAUAAAUAUAAAUGUGUG